This is a messenger RNA of Astyanax mexicanus (Mexican tetra), 1253 nucleotides long. RefSeq names its product achaete-scute family bHLH transcription factor 1a (gene ascl1a). The coding region runs from base 195 to 815 and encodes 206 amino acids. The transcript has a single exon. Gene Ontology annotation, molecular function: DNA-binding transcription factor activity, RNA polymerase II-specific; protein dimerization activity; RNA polymerase II transcription regulatory region sequence-specific DNA binding. The record is from RefSeq and is a predicted model, not a curated record. NCBI's taxonomy places the organism in Eukaryota, Metazoa, Chordata, Actinopteri, Characiformes, Acestrorhamphidae. Gene Ontology annotation, biological process: developmental process; regulation of transcription by RNA polymerase II.
CCGAGCUACAGGAGCAGCAAUCUACACGCCGGUGCGUGCGCGCGACUAACGGAGAGCUCUUACAGAGCUGAGCGCAAACAAACAAACGAACGAACGAGCGAGCACGAUAAAAAGCUCGAAAAUUAAGGAAAACACCAAGAAGGAUUGACUCCAUUCUCGUCAGUUGUUGUUUUGACUGCACGUUUCCUCGCGUGAUGGACGUGGCUACGACGAUGGAAGUAAGCGCGAGCCAACAGCAGCAUCAUCAUCAUCAACAUCAGCAGCAGCAGCAUCAUCAUCAUCAGCAACAGCAGCAGCUCGUGCCACCUGCGUGCUUCUUCGCCGUGCAGCCGAGCGCGAGCGGCGCGCCCUUGGCGUCCUCCAGCGCUCACUCCAAGCGACCGCGCUCCUCCUCGCCGGAGCUGCUGCGCUGCAAGCGGCGCCUGAGCUUCGCGGGAUUCGGCUACAGCCCUCCGCAGCAGCAGCCGCAUGCGGUGGCGCGGCGCAAUGAGCGCGAGCGUAACCGCGUCAAGCUGGUGAACAGUGGCUUCGCCACGCUGCGCGAGCACGUGCCGCAUGGGGCGGCCAACAAGAAGAUGAGCAAGGUGGAGACGCUGCGCUCGGCGGUCGAGUACAUCCGCGCGCUGCAGCAGCUGCUGGACGAGCACGACGCCGUGAGCGCGGCCUUCCGAUCGGGGGCGAUAGUGCACGGCCACGCCGCUGAACUCAACUCCAUGGCCGGCUCGCCGGUGUCCUCGUACUCGUCGGACGAGGGCUCGUGCGACCCGCUCAGCCCUGAGGAGCAGGAGCUCUUGGACUUUGCCAGCUGGUUCUGAGCACGCGCAGUAAAACCUCUCUUCUCUUUUGCCCUACUUGAUGGUCACCCUCCCGAACACUGGUUCGGGGCGUCCUAUCUCCAGAUCCCCUGUCACUUUCCAGUUUCCAGAGGGAUGACACUGAGCACUGACUGCGCUCGCGCUUCCCUGUCCCGGACAGAGACCCCCGUGUCUCGCGGAGAGCCAAGAAACCAGGGGGAGCACAUGUGGAGGAACCUGGAGCCAAAGAACUCGAAAGAAUAGCAAAGCCCCUAAAAAAGACAGACUGAUAAAGAUACACAGAGAAGAAGAUCAGGGGUCUUCCAGGCUCCUUCGGCCCCUAAACGUCAAUGUCCAUUUAAGGGACUCUUAAUGGCACCCCGACCCAAAAAAAGCGCUGAAAACUCAAGAGUGAAGAGGGUCAACCGGCCGCCGGUGUGACCCACACUGACCCGUCCC